This is a messenger RNA of Oikopleura dioica, 786 nucleotides long. NCBI's taxonomy places the organism in Eukaryota, Metazoa, Chordata, Appendicularia, Copelata, Oikopleuridae. The record is from the annotation of a GenBank genome assembly.
AUGCAGGAAUACAAGCUUGUCGUUCUCGGAACUGGUGGUGUCGGCAAAUCCGCCCUGACAGUUCAAUUCGUCCAGAACAUUUUCGUCGAAAGAUAUGACCCGACGAUCGAAGACUCAUACAGAAAACAGAUGGAAGUGGGAGGAAAAUCCUGCGUUCUUGAAAUCUUGGACACAGCAGGAACAGAGCAAUUCGCGGCGAUGAGAGAUCUCUACAUGAAAAAUGGACAGGGCUUCCUUUUGGUCUAUUCAAUCACUUCUCAAGCUACUUUCGCCGACUUGCAAGAAAUUCGAGAGCAGAUCUUGCGCGUCAAAGACACAGAUGAUGUUCCAAUGGUUCUCGUUGGAAACAAAUGCGAUCUCGAGUCCGAACGAGUUGUUGGAAGAGAACAGGGCGUGAGUCUGGCCCGUUCGUGGGGCAACUGCACAUUCAUGGAGACAUCAGCAAAAGCGAAGAUCAACGUCUCAGAAGCCUUCACCGAUCUGGUGCAUCAAAUCAACCAGAUCAUUCCGCCGCACCAAGCUCACAAGAGCAACCAUAGAGGCGAGAAGACAGGCUGCUGUGGCAAAGGCUCCUGUACAAUUCUAAAAAUGCGAGUCCUUGCUGCCCGAACUGCUGCUAUCGCCACCCGACAGAUCUCUGUCCGACGCGCUGGAUUCCUUCCCGCCGAAGGCCGAGUCUGGAUGGAGCGACUUGCCCCAGUCCUCCUCUUCGCCGCUCUCUUCGACAUCGCCUGCUUCGAUGUCUCCGGCAAGAAGCCCGACGGAAAGGCCUACUGCGCUUACUAG